Molecule: messenger RNA, 696 nt
Organism: Terrapene triunguis (Three-toed box turtle)
Lineage: Eukaryota; Metazoa; Chordata; Testudines; Emydidae
Product: ubiquitin carboxyl-terminal hydrolase 40-like
Exons: 5
Coding region: 139-696 (185 amino acids)
Biological process (GO): protein deubiquitination
Cellular component (GO): nucleus; cytosol
Molecular function (GO): cysteine-type endopeptidase activity; cysteine-type deubiquitinase activity
Source: RefSeq, a predicted model, not a curated record
CGCCCAUCGGGCCCCGCGGGAGCCGGCUGACAACGGAGCCAAAACAACCAUGGCGGCGGCGAGCUGGCGGCGGUGCUGGUGUCAGCUCAAGUGUGGCUCCACGUCCCGGCAGUGAGCGGACUAUACUGUGGCUUCACAAUGUUUGGAGACUUAUUUGAAGAGGACUUUUCCUUUGUGUCAAAUAAUCAAUGUGGAAAAGGGAAGAAAUCAAAGUCCAAAGAUACCGAGCCUCCCGCUCCAAGGGAGUUCACCAAAUUAAGUGGUAUCAAAAAUCAGGGCGGGACCUGCUACCUCAAUUCCCUUCUCCAGACUUUGCAUUUCACGCCAGAAUUUAGAGAAGCACUGUUUUCCCUAGGCCCUGAAGAACUUGGUUCUCUGGAAGAUAUCAAUAAACCAGAUGUAAAGGUUCGAAUAAUUCCAUUACAGUUACAACGAUUAUUUGCUCAGCUUUUGCUCUUAGAUCAGCAGGCUGCAUCUACAACAGACCUCACUGAGAGCUUUGGAUGGAACAGCAAUGAGGAGAUGAGACAACAUGAUGUACAAGAGUUAAAUCGGAUUCUGUUCAGUGCUUUGGAAACUUCCCUUGUGGGGACUUCUGGCCAUGACCUUAUUAAUCGGUUGUACCAUGGGACUGUUGUUAACCAGAUUGUUUGUAAGGAGUGCAAGAAUGUCAGUGAGAGACAGGUAAAUUCCUAG